Molecule: messenger RNA, 384 nt
Organism: Penicillium taxi
Lineage: Eukaryota; Fungi; Ascomycota; Eurotiomycetes; Eurotiales; Aspergillaceae
Exons: 2
Coding region: 1-384 (127 amino acids)
Source: RefSeq, a predicted model, not a curated record
AUGAACGGAUAUGCACUGAUGGCGCAUACCUCGGCCAACUGCCUUCCAAUCUGCAUUCCAUUGCCAUCGAUACCGCCUGCUGCCUCGGUGACCCUAUCCAGUGCUGCCACCGACUUCGACGCAAAGAUACAUGUCAGAAACGCUCCGACCAUCCCACCAAUCCCCGACGCACACACAACACUGGUGAUAAAUCCAAUCACUGCUAGUGUAAUUCCGAUUAGUCCAGCUAUCACUCCACAGCAUGCUCCUCCUAAGGUGAAUUUACCUCGACUCUGGAUCACUUCUACCAGAACCCAGCCAAGACCGCCUGUGCAGGCGGCUGUAUUGGUAUUGAACGCUGCCAGUAUGGCUCUGAUCGUGGCAUUCAGCGCGGAACCACCCUGA